Messenger RNA from Linum tenue, 321 nucleotides. The record is from the annotation of a GenBank genome assembly. NCBI's taxonomy places the organism in Eukaryota, Viridiplantae, Streptophyta, Magnoliopsida, Malpighiales, Linaceae.
AUGUCGGAAUUACCCGAAGACGUCAUCCAUAAGAUCCUCACUCGCAUAGAACCCUCAAAAGAAGCUGCGAAAACUAGCGUCCUGUCCCAAAGAUGGGCCAAUCUCUGGAGAUCUUACCCAGUCUUGGAAUUCGACGACACCCAGUUCGCAACGAAGAAAUCGGCGAAGAGAUUCGCCGCCGCUUUGAUAGGUCGAGGAUGUGUACAAUCCCGCUGGGAUUAUUACUGCCCAAUUCGAAUUCCAAUUCCGGCCACCGUUUCCGCCUUACCUUUGGUGCCUCGCAACCGCUGCCCCACCCCGCCAGCUGCCCGUUCGGUGUAG